Solanum stenotomum is the source of this 3308-nucleotide messenger RNA. RefSeq names its product helicase protein MOM1-like. Lineage: Eukaryota; Viridiplantae; Streptophyta; Magnoliopsida; Solanales; Solanaceae. The coding region runs from base 1 to 2958 and encodes 985 amino acids. Gene Ontology annotation, biological process: heterochromatin formation. The record is from RefSeq and is a predicted model, not a curated record. The transcript is spliced from 9 exons.
AUGGAGCAGUUGCAGUUGCCUUUUGUUAUCUCAAAGAAGGUGGAUAUGUCGUUGAUGUCUUGGGCUGCAGCUUCAAUCUUAAAGGAAAAGAUUGACAAAGACGAUAUAUUCUUGCUCGUAAAACAACGGUUAGAGUUCAGAUGCACUAAAGAAGAGGCAAACAAUGUCUAUCUGAAGCUGCGUUCCUUAAAGAAGAUGUUUUUGCGGAGAUUGGAUCCGAGCGGUAAUGCUUCAAGCUCUUCAAGAUAUUCUAUAUCACCAGUGAAAUCUGUUGGAGAAGAACCAUAUAAGGAAAGCAUAUCACAAGCUGCAAUAUCUGGCCCACUGAAUGUGGAAACUGAUAUCAUAGACAGGUUACAAGAUAAUGAGUUAAGUGGAGAAGGCACUGUGACUCCUACAGAAAAACUUAGGGAUAGGCAAAGGGAAAAGGUCAUUAAGGAGGUUCAGUGUGGACAUGGCAAACGAAUGUCCAUGCGGGAACAAGAGGAACACGAGAAAAUUGAGGAGUUCCAUAGAAUCUGGGAGAAGAAAAAUGAAGUGCUAGAGGAGGAGUGCAGACUGGAGAUAGCUGUUCUUCGCGCUAUACAUGGUGAGACUGCAGCAACAAAGGAUGGACAAAAAUCAUUAGAAACUAAGUUUGCAAAGAAAAUUGAAGUGCACACACGCCUAAAGGACCAGCAACUGAAAGAGCUUAAGGCUAAAUACUCUGCUAUGAGGAAUGAGGAAAUGCAGAAGGUUUCAUCGCAGCAGACCAGAGAAAACUCCUCUGGUAGGGGCCAUGAUUCUGGAGACGAGAUGGAGUGCUCUCAGGAAAAUUUAAAUGUCUCUGACAGUAUUCCUAAGACAGCUGUCUCUGCCUUGCAGGGUGACAUGGCAGCAUCUGAUGCACCUGCAUCUUCUCCAGCAGCGUGCCAUGUUCUUCCUGUUCAAUCUACUAAUGUUUUAGCAGCUUCAGUUUCAGAUGAGCUAGCUGAGAUCACAUCCAUGGGGAGUGAAUCAGUUGCUGCUGUUAAGCAGUCUAAUGAAGCCGGUAAUUCAGGUGACAGUGAAGAGGAAAAUGCUUGCAAGGUUCCUUUGUCUCCCAAAGAACAUACUGGUGAAGUUGCAUUGGACAAGCGAAGUAGAGUUUGUUUGGAAGUAUCUGAAGUUGCUCUUAAUGAAGCUGUUGGACAUGAUAAAAUAUCUGAAGUAAAUAACACUAUUCAAGAAUUGGUUACAGAAAAUAAUUCUUUUUUGCCAAAUGUUGUUGGAAACCAGAGAGACAAAGUUAGCCCCAUUGACGGAAACCCAAUAACUCCAGAUGAAUUACCAGCAGACAUGCCUUGUGUAGCAGCAGUUCCUACUUCAGAUGAUGCUAGUUCUUUACUGCAAAAUCCAGUAAAUUUAGAUGAAUGUUCCCGUUCUUCAGGAGAUAAUGGAACACACAAUAACGAUAUGCCACCUGGUGAAAACCAGAUUGAAAUGCAAACUGAACUUGUUUCUGGACAUAAUAUAAACAACACUUCUGAAGCAAUUUUAGCUGGCAAUUGUGAGCAACAUCAUAGAGUAGAUGAUGGUGUUCCCGUUGCCGCUCACCAUACUCGCAGGGAGUCUGCACCUCAAGCCCACGAUGAAAGAAACUCUAUUCCAAUCCCUGGAUCCUCUCCCCAUGCAGCAGGACCUUCACAUCAAGCUGUUUCUCCAGCUGGGGAAAAUCUGGAGCCUUGUGCAUCUGUUCAGUCAGACGUUAGGGUUACCCACAAUCAAUCUUUCUUACCAGCAGGAUCCGUGCGUCCUGCCCAUCAGAUGGCCACUUGUAAUUUAGCUCUUCCUUUCCAUGCGGACCCUCUUCAUAUAGAAUGGGAAAGAAUACAUAAAGAAAAAGAACAAGUGACAAAGGGCCUUGAGGAUAUGAAAUUGCAUUUGAGAUCUGAGUGCAAGAAAGAGAUAGAGGAGGCUAUAGCACCAAUCCGUAAGAAAUAUGAUUUAAAGCUUCAGGAGGUGGAGGCAGCAUAUCUUUUGAAGAAGAAGGAGCUUGAUAUGAAUCAGAACAAAAUUCUCAUGAAUAAAGCUCUAGUUGAUGCUUUCAGAUUUACAUUCAUGGAUGUCAAAAUUUCUGAUCUUCCAGUUGUGCCUCCUGGUUAUAUGCCGCAUCCAGAUCAGGUACGGCAGCAGCAGAGUUUAAGAUCUUCCACAAUCAGUGGUUCAUCCUCAGCUCGCCAACCUGUGGAGUCCCUGCAGGCUGCUAUCUCAUCUUCGCCAGUUGCUAAUGGUUCAGUACAAUCUGCAGAAGCUUGUUUGCCUCCAUUAAGAUCUUCAUCUGUUGCUGGUUCGUGUUCAUGUAUCCAACCUGCUGCUGUUAGUCGUUCAACCACAUUUUCUGCAGGAAGUAUAAGCAGGCCGCCGCCCAUCAUUAGUGCAAUCACUCCUUCCAGGGGUAAUCAUCGAUUAGGUGGCGAAGUUCGUGCUCCAGCCCCACAUCUUCAGCGUUUCAAGGGACCAACAUCAACGUCUGUUAGCAGUCCGUCAACCCUUCCAAAUGGCAUGCCAGUUCAUCCACGACCCGUUUACGUGGCUGCAUCUCUUCGAUCAACACUGCAAAAUCCAAUACAGCCACCCAUAGUGCAACAAUUACCUGUAAAUCUUUCUGAUUCUAGGAAUACGUCCUUGGACCAUGGACUUGGAGGACUGCCUGCUAUACAAAAUCCAUCUCUCUCAGCACGGGAACUGCUUCAAGAAAUGGAGAAUCGAUCUCGUGCAAACAGGCCUAAUUUUAUGCCACCUUUACCAGAUAUAGGCUGUAACUUUGAUUCAUUAGACCUAUCUGAUUUUCAUUCACUGGGCAGUGUACAGAGAGGUCCUAUCUCUUCAGAGCCAGCUACUAAUGUGUCAGUGAGGAAAAACAAAGGAGUUGUGGAGAGGCCUAACGGACAAGAUCUCAGCCCUGCAAAAGCUAGUAUCUCCCCAUGGCAAGGUUGAGGCAGCUCCAGUCCUCCAUUACAUGUCUAAAAAAUCAGAUUCAGGCAAGGGCGGCUCAACACUAAAGCAGUGGCUUUAGGCCCCAAAAAAUAAGUUCCAAAGAACCCCAAAUUCAGCUCGAAAACAGACCGAAGAUGCACAAAAAUAUUUUUGAUCAAGAGGCAAAGAUUAAACGAAGAACCAAAAGCACUGAGCAGACAAAAGAUGAAACCAAUGAAGGUGAUGUAAAAUAGUAUUAAUUGUGAGAAACACCGUAUUAACAAAAUACCCUAACACUCCGUUUGGAUGGUUGUUAUGUAUUGUUUCAUAAUGUAUUAUAUUGUUUUAAUGAAUGCGGUGUUUAGAUAGAU